Messenger RNA from Oncorhynchus tshawytscha (Chinook salmon), 1744 nucleotides. RefSeq names its product calmodulin 1a (gene calm1a). The record is from RefSeq and is a predicted model, not a curated record. The coding region runs from base 147 to 596 and encodes 149 amino acids. NCBI's taxonomy places the organism in Eukaryota, Metazoa, Chordata, Actinopteri, Salmoniformes, Salmonidae. Gene Ontology annotation, molecular function: calcium ion binding. The transcript has 6 exons.
GGGUUUUCAGCGGCGGAGGAAUACACCAAGCUAUAUAGACAGAGAUCGCGAGAGAUACACACCUUCAACCCAUCAGUAGAGGUCCCGGGAACUGGUCAAUCUCGUAGUCUAGUUUUAGAAAACUAACACAUUCAGCGCCGACAGACAUGGCUGACCAACUAACAGAGGAGCAGAUUGCCGAGUUCAAGGAGGCAUUCUCCUUGUUCGAUAAGGACGGCGAUGGCACCAUCACAACCAAAGAGCUGGGCACUGUGAUGAGGUCGCUGGGACAGAACCCCACAGAGGCUGAGUUGCAGGACAUGAUCAACGAGGUCGAUGCUGAUGGCAAUGGAACCAUUGACUUCCCAGAGUUCCUUACAAUGAUGGCCAGGAAAAUGAAGGACACAGACAGCGAGGAGGAGAUUCGCGAGGCGUUCCGGGUAUUCGACAAGGAUGGGAAUGGUUACAUUAGUGCAGCAGAGCUCCGUCAUGUCAUGACAAACCUGGGAGAGAAGUUAACAGACGAGGAGGUCGAUGAGAUGAUCAGAGAAGCCGACAUCGACGGAGACGGACAGGUCAACUAUGAAGAAUUUGUACAAAUGAUGACAGCAAAAUGAAGCUCUCCUACCCUUCUCCUGGCCUCCUUAGAAGACAAAAAAAAAUCAGUCACAUGUUUUACUUACCUCUUGCAAAAAUCUGUUUCUGUAUAGAAAACAUAACUGAAUGUUGAAAAAUGACAUCUGUCCACAUAAAAUAAGUUUAAAAAAUUAAGCAAAAAUAAAUUAUCUGCAUGUACUGGUUAGUGGUCCUGUCCCCAAAGAUGAGUUUAGACAUCAGUAAUAAGAUAAAAUAAUACCUGUAAACAAAAUGUCAACAACUAAAGAAAGCACUUGGUGAACUGCCUAUUGGUUCCAGUUGCUAGUGGUAAUGUUUGGGCUGACCAUUUUUAUAUAUUUUUCUGUUUCUGUUCUUCAUGCAUGCAGCUUGAGACUGGUGCCGCAGUCUGGCCAAUGGGCUCACUCUGAUUCCACAGCGGUGCCAUGGGUACCGUUGGUGGGUUUUGGUGCAGUCUAUAUUGAGAGACGAGCUCACGAGAUGGGGAUGGGGAGUCCUACUAAACCACCGGGGGUUGGUGCACCUUAAUUGGGGAGGAUGGGCUUGUGAUAAUGGCUGGACCGGGAGGUGGUGAAUGGUAUCAAAUGGCUCAAACGCAUGGUUUCCAUGGUUUCCAUGUCUUUGAUGCCAUUCCAUUCACUCCAUUCCAGCCAUUAUGGGCUGUCCUCCCCUCAGCAGCCUCCACUGUACUAAACUCACAUAGAGAUGGAAUUAAUGGGACCUUUUGCAGUUUGCUUAAUUCAUUACAAAAAUUAAUAUUUUUAAGAUGAUGAACAUUUACAAAAUAAAUACAUUUAGAACUAUGUUUGGCAUGUUGGGAAUAUUUGGAGUUCUGUUUCCUUGUUGUGCGUGAAACUUUGGGUAGGAUUCAAGGGUGGGAGGUGGGCUGGAGAUCUUUUUACCUGCUAGGGGAAGUCUUUGUUUUUUUUGGCAAGGGAAUGCGGAUGUACCGUCAAUGUUUCUACCUUCUGUUUCUCGACUCUGACCAUGGUUGCGUGUGGGUUUUGAGUGACCUACAGCGCAUCAUAGGGUCUUCAACACCAGAGUCUUCUCUAGACUGUCCAUCUUGAGUUCAGUUUACCUUCAUUCCAAGUUGUACAUGCUAGUCUUUGAUUAUAAUUUUUUUUUCAAUAAAAUACCAUGAACUUAA